AGGCAGUGAAAGAAAAUCAUGGUUGAGACAAUCGAAGAUCCGAGUGUUUACAAAGAGAAAGGUAAUGAAGCAUUUAAGCGCUCAGAAUGGGAUAAAGCAAUUAGUUUUUAUACGAAAGCAAUCAAAACUGGUGAAAAACAUAAAGAACUUCCAGUAUUCUAUAAAAAUCGCGCUGCUGCUUAUUUAAAGACCGAAGCAUAUGAGAGAGCUCAUGAUGAUUGUACCAAGUCACUCGACUUGCAACCGAAUGAUCAAAAAGCAUUGUUCAGAAGAGCUCAAGCUUUGGAAGCACUCGAAAGAUUCGAAGAAGCAUAUAGAGAUGCAAGAACAAUUUGGAACACCGAUCCAUCAUUUAAACCAAUCCAACCAAUCCUGGAAAGACUUCACUUGAUUGUUCAAAAUCGUGUGGCUCAGAAUGCUCAAACUUCAACUAAAGUGAGCAAAAUGUUUGAAAUUGCUUUUGACGUCGGUGCUGAGAAGUCAAAACGUGAAACUGCUAUGAGUAAUCUUGUAGUGCUUGCACGAGAGAAAGCUGGCGCUGAUAUAAUGUUUCGAGAAGGCAUUGCUGCUCGAGUCAGUAAAUUAUUUAAAGUGGAGAAAAAUGACGGAAUUUUAGUGUCAGCUAUUCGUGUAAUCGACGACAUUUGCACGAAAUCCUUGCAUUAUACUCGAAACAUUAUUCGAGAACUCGGAAUUCCGUGGUUCUUACAAAUUCUCGACAGUAAAAACCCGGAUCGUGUUAUGGCUGCUCAACAUUGCUUGCAAGUCAUUCUGAACUCAUUUUCUGGUCUUGUUAAUAAGGAAGAUGCCAAACCAGAUCAACAACUUGUUGAAGAUAACAAAAAUGAAAUCGAUACUUUGCUUACUUGUCUCUUGUAUGCGACAACUGAUCGGACAAUCACUGGUGAAGCUCGCGAUGCAGUUGUGGAGUUGUUGACAAGAAAUAUUCAUUACAAAACUUUAAGUUGGGCUGAACGGUUAGUGGAAAUUAAUGGACUUCCUCGUUUAUUGGAGAUUUGCAGUGAACUUGAAGAAUAUAAAUAUGAAUCAGCGAUGCCAAUCACACCGUCUUCCCGCACUAUUGCUUCAGUUUGCCUUGCGCGUAUCUACGAAAACAUGUAUUACGAUGAAGCGCGACAGAAAUUCUUCGCACAUGUUGAAGAAUUCGUCAAGGACAAACUUUUGAAUCCUGACUUUGAGUCGAAGGUCCGUGUCGCAGUUGCAAUAACUUCCCUUCUCUUGGGACCUUUAGACAUUGGCAAUCAAAUUUUUGCACGCGAAGGCAUUAUGCAAAUGAUUCUGGCGAUGGCCACAGAUGACGAUUUGUUGCAACAGAAGGUUGCAUGCGAAUGUCUCAUCGCAGCAGCGUCGAAGAAAGAUAAAGCGAAAGCUCUUGUAACCAUGGGCGUUGAUAUUUUAAAGAAAUUGUAUCAUUCGUCAGAUGAAGGUAUUCGAGUUCGUGCUCUUGUUGGUUUGUGUAAGCUCGGAAGUUCAGGUGGACUUGAUGCUUCGAUUCGACCUUUCGCUGAAGGAUCUACGAAAAAACUUGCUGAAGCUUGUCGACGUUUUCUGAUCAAACCUGGAAAGGAUAAAGACAUUCGUAAGUUUGCUGCUGAAGGCCUUUCUUACCUUACACUUGAUGCUGACGUUAAAGAGAAGUUGGUUGAAGAUAAAUUGGCAAUUCAAGCACUCAUUGAACUUGCGAAAAGUGGAGAUCAAUCAGUUUUGUAUGGCGUUGUUACAACAUUAGUGAAUCUUGUCAAUGCUUAUGAGAAGCAGGAACUCUUACCCGAACUUGUUGAGCUUGCGAAAUUCGCUAAACAUCAUGUGCCAGAAGAGCAUGAUUUAGAUGACGCUGAUUUCAUUGCGAAACGUGUAAUUGCGCUUGCAGAUGAAGGCGUCACUACAGCACUUGUUGCUUUAUGUAAAACUGAAAGCGAUAACUCGAAAGAAAUGAUCGCACGUGUCUUCAACGCUAUUUGUGCUGAACAAAGUGUACGUGGCAAAGUUGUUCAGCAAGGUGGAGCAAAAGUUCUGAUUCCGUUAGCUUUGAAAGGAAACGAAAUGGGCCGAAGACAUGCUGCUCAAGCUUUGUCGCGAUUGGGCAUCACGAUUAAUCCUGAACAAGCUUUUCCUGGUCAACGUACUUUAGAAGUUGUUCGACCUUUGCUCAAUCAACUUAACGCCGAAUAUACAGCGCUUGAGAACUUUGAAGCUUUGAUGGCGAUUUGUAAUCUUGCGAGUGUCAAUGAAUCGAUUCGAAGUCGUUUGAUUAAAGAACAAGGAAUGACAAGAAUCGAAGCGUUUCUUAUGGAAGAUCAUAUGCUUCUGACGAGAGCAGCAGCUCAAGUUAUCUGCAACAUGGUUGUGUCAGAUGAAUACGUGAAGUAUCAUGAAAGUGACAAUGAUCGUGUUAAGUUCCUGGCACUUCUUUGUGAAGAAGAAGAUGAAGAAACUGCACUUGCAUGUGCAGGAGCUCUUGCAAUUCUCACUUCUGUCAGUGAUAAAUGUUGUGAGAAAAUGUUAACUCCAAAAGCUUGGCUUGAAGUGUUACAUACACUCAUUGCUAAUCCGAGCCCGGAAGUUCAAUAUCGUGGAACUGUCAUCAUUCACAACAUGAUUAAGCAGAGUAAAAAUGUUGCUGAGAAGAUCUUUGAAACUGAUAUCAUGGAACUUUUGAUGGGCUUGACGCAAUUGAAUGAUGAGACGAGAGGGAAAGCUAUAGACAUGGCCCGCCAAUGCCUGAAGACAGCUGAAGAUAUGAAACUGAUUCAAGAGAAGAAGGGAGAUGAAAACGAGAUGAUGCCGGACGUGUUUGAUCGUGACAAUGUUGUCGCUGAAGAUGAAGAGUUGGAUGAAUGA
Molecule: messenger RNA, 2862 nt
Organism: Clunio marinus
Lineage: Eukaryota; Metazoa; Arthropoda; Insecta; Diptera; Chironomidae
Source: the annotation of a GenBank genome assembly